Amphimedon queenslandica is the source of this 477-nucleotide messenger RNA. RefSeq lists its product as uncharacterized. The record is from RefSeq and is a predicted model, not a curated record. The coding region runs from base 67 to 381 and encodes 104 amino acids. Lineage: Eukaryota; Metazoa; Porifera; Demospongiae; Haplosclerida; Niphatidae. The transcript has 4 exons.
UGGGCUGGGCUCGUAAUUGUACGCCCACGCAAAACUCAAACUCCGCCCUUUUGCUAAAAGAAAAAGAUGGCCUCGGAAGAGACUGAGAGACAAAUAGAACAUCUGAGGACAAGGAAAGGCGUUAAAUGUGUCAUUGUCAUGAACUUGCAAGGUGAGCUAGUGACUACUUCAGUUAAUGAGAAAAGCUUGGAUGAUGAAGCAGUUGAAGCUUACCACAGACUAGCCUAUCAAAUACUCAGUGGAUUGAAGGCAUCCAUUAAGCAAUACAGUGCACAGGAGAACUUACAGUACACUAGAGUGAGACUCAAGGACUCUGAAGUUGUCAUUGUCCCAGAAGAGAAGUUUGUUGUAGCAGUUAUUCAAGACCCCACUGCUGCCUAAUAAUGAUGAUUUAUAAGAUAAUUAAUCAUAAAUAAACAUUUACAAUUAUACAAAUACAACGAUGCUAUAGAGAGAUUAAAUAAUAAUAAUAAUGUA